Molecule: messenger RNA, 1365 nt
Organism: Antrostomus carolinensis (chuck-will's-widow)
Lineage: Eukaryota; Metazoa; Chordata; Aves; Caprimulgiformes; Caprimulgidae
Product: zinc finger and BTB domain-containing protein 47
Exons: 1
Biological process (GO): regulation of transcription by RNA polymerase II
Molecular function (GO): DNA-binding transcription factor activity, RNA polymerase II-specific; protein binding; RNA polymerase II cis-regulatory region sequence-specific DNA binding
Source: RefSeq, a predicted model, not a curated record
GUCGAAAAAACGACUGACUACCCUUCGGCUGAGUACUCCCUGGUGGAGGAUGUAGCCCUCCACUUCACGUGUUUGAUGGACAGACUGAACGAGCAGCGCCUCUUUCAGCCGGACCUGUGCGACGUGGACAUCGUGCUGGUGCAGCACAAGAGCAUCUUCCCGGCGCACAAGGGGGUCCUGGCAGCCUACAGCCAGUUCUUCCACUCCCUCUUCACCCAAAACAAGCAGUUGCAGCGUGUGGAACUCUCACUGGAAGCCCUCACUUCACAAGGUCUUCAGCAGAUCCUCAACUUCAUCUACACCUCCAAGCUCCUCGUCAACUCCUGUAAUGUGCAGGACGUGCUGAACGCGGCCGCCGUGCUGCAGAUGAACAACAUCGCUUCCUCCUGCCAGGAUCUUCUCGACACCCGCUCACUCAGCCUGGCCACUGACAUGGCCCUGCCUGCCGAGAGCUGUGCUGGACCUCCACCCUACUACUGUGAGAUCAAGCAAGAGGUGGACCCUCCUCAUCCCAAGAUCUACGCCCGGGAAGGCAACGACCCUUACUCGGUGCGGGUGGAGGAUGGAGCAGGUGGUGGGACGCUCCCUCCUGGUCCAGCCAAGCAAUACUACAAGGAGGAGAAGGAUAGUGGUCCAGGUGCCGUCUGUAAGAUGGAAGGUGAAGAGUCUGAAGAGGACUUGGACAGCCAAGGGUCAUACAACCGGGAGCAGAUCAUCGUGGAGGUGAACCUCAACAACCAGACCCUCAAUGUCUCCAAGGGCAUGGAGGGGAAAGCAGCUGCUGGCGAGGCGGCUGUGAUGGGGAGGCCUGAUGGUGAUGGGCGCGACACAGAGGAGGAUGGGGAGGAGGAGAAUGAGGAAGGGGAGGAAGAGGAAGAAGAGGAGGAGGAUGCAGAGGUGGGUGAGGAGGAGGAGGAGGAGCACAGCGAGGAGGAAGACCUGGAGGAGACGACAGAAGAAGAGGAUGAUGAUGACGAUGAUGAAGAUGCGUUGGAGGUGAAAAGGGAUAAGAGUGGGCAGCACCGCAGAGGCAGCCGGGUGUGCAAAGCCACCAAACCUGCCAUGGCAACCAGGUCUCAGGACAUGACCAAGGUGGAGGAGGAGGAGGAGGAAGAAGAGGAAGGCCAGCGAGGGAGGAAGAGGAAAAAGGAGCAGGACGGUUUGGGCCAGAAGGUGAAGCUGGAGGAGAAGCAGCACUACCCGUGCAAGAAGUGCCCCCGGGUCUUCAACAACCGCUGGUACCUGGAGAAGCACAUGAACGUCACUCACAGCCGCAUGCAGAUCUGUGACAAGUGUGGCAAACGCUUCCUGCUGGAGAGUGAGCUGCUGCUGCAUCACCAGACCGACUGCGAGAAGAACAUCCAG